Molecule: messenger RNA, 4968 nt
Organism: Pygocentrus nattereri (red-bellied piranha)
Lineage: Eukaryota; Metazoa; Chordata; Actinopteri; Characiformes; Serrasalmidae
Gene: gria3a
Product: glutamate receptor, ionotropic, AMPA 3a
Exons: 17
Coding region: 141-2801 (886 amino acids)
Biological process (GO): modulation of chemical synaptic transmission; synaptic transmission, glutamatergic; monoatomic ion transport
Cellular component (GO): dendritic spine; AMPA glutamate receptor complex; plasma membrane
Molecular function (GO): AMPA glutamate receptor activity; transmitter-gated monoatomic ion channel activity involved in regulation of postsynaptic membrane potential
Source: RefSeq, a predicted model, not a curated record
GAGCGCGGCUGCGCGGAUUUCUGCAGUGGUGCGGGGCUGCGCGCGCGCUGCUGGAGUUCCACGUCACAUCAGGUCGAUCAGCGCUGAGGGCACGCGCCGCGCUGCCCGUGUGUGCAUGUUCGGAGCUCAAACCGCCCGCCAUGGGGUCCCGCGCGCUCGCGCCGCUGCUGCUGCUGCCGUGGCUCGCGACCCAAACGCGAGGAGGAUUUCCGAACCAGAUCAAUAUCGGUGGUCUGUUCAUGCGUUCUACGGUUCAGGAACACAGCGCUUUCCGUUUUGCUGUUCAGCUCUACAACACCAACCAGAACAUCACAGAGAAGCCGUUUCACCUCAACUACAACGUCGACAACCUGGAGUCGUCCAACAGCUUCUCUGUCACUCAUGCCUUUUGUUCUCAGUUCUCUCGUGGUGUGUAUGCGAUCUUUGGGUUCUAUGAUCAGCGCUCCAUGAACACGCUGUCGUCAUUCUGUGGUGCGCUCCACACCUCCUUCAUCACUCCAUCGUUCCCCCUCGACGCCGAUGUCCAAUUCGUCCUGCAGAUGAGACCCAGCCUUAAGGGGGCGCUGCUGAGCCUGCUGGGACAUUAUAAAUGGGACAGAUUUGUUUACCUGUAUGACACAGACAGAGGGUUCUCCAUGCUGCAAGCAAUAAUGGAGUCGGCAGUAGCGAAUAAUUGGCAGGUUACGGCUCGAUCCAUGGGGAAUAUCAUUGAUCCUCUGGAGUUCCGCAGGAUCAUAGAGGAGAUGGACCGCAGGCAGGAGAAGCGGUUUCUCAUCGACUGUGAGGUGGAGCGCAUCAAUGUUAUACUGGAACAGGUUGUGGCUUCAGGAAAGAACAGUCGAGGCUAUCACUACAUCCUGGCUAACCUGGGUUUCUCCAACAUGAGUGUGGAUAAGGUGUUUUCUGGAGGUGCUAACGUAACAGGGUUCCAGAUAAUAAACCCAGAGAACCCGAUAGUGCAGCAAUUCCUGCAGCGCUGGGACCGUCUGGACGAGAGGGAGUUUCCUGAGGCUAAAAACGUGCCGCUGAAGUACACGUCGGCGUUGACCCAUGACGCCAUUCUGGUGAUCGCGGAGGCGUUCCGGUACCUGCGGCGCCAGCGGGUGGAUAUUUCUCGGAGAGGCAGCGCUGGAGACUGCCUGGCCAAUCCGGCUGUGCCCUGGAGCCAGGGCAUCGACAUCGAGAGGGCCCUCAAAAUGGUCCAGGUUCAGGGGAUGACGGGCAACAUUCAGUUCGACUCGUUUGGCCGACGCUCAAACUACACGGUCGAUAUUUACGAGAUGAAGCCUGGAGGAGCCAGAAAGAUUGGGUACUGGAACGAAUAUGAGAAAUUUGUUUAUAUAGUGGAGCUGCAGGUUACCAACGAAUCCUCUUCUGUGGAAAACCGAACAAUUGUGGUCACUACUAUUAUGGAGGCUCCGUAUGUGAUGUAUAAGCGGAAUUAUAUGCAGAUGGAGGGUAAUGACCGCUAUGAGGGCUACUGCGUUGACUUGGCCUCAGAGAUCGCCAAACACGUAGGGAUCAAAUACAAACUGUCCAUCGUGGCCGACGGCAAAUAUGGGGCGCGUGACCCCGAGACCAGAACCUGGAACGGCAUGGUGGGAGAACUGGUGUACGGGAGGGCGGACAUCGCGGUGGCGCCGCUGACCAUCACGCUGGUGCGAGAAGAAGUGAUUGACUUCUCAAAGCCCUUCAUGAGCCUCGGCAUCUCCAUCAUGAUCAAAAAGCCCCAGAAGUCCAAGCCGGGCGUCUUCUCCUUCCUGGACCCGCUGGCCUACGAGAUCUGGAUGUGCAUCGUGUUCGCCUACAUCGGCGUGAGUGUGGUCCUCUUCCUGGUCAGCCGCUUCAGCCCGUACGAGUGGCACCUGGAUGACAGCGAUGAAGCAAAGGACCCUCAGAGCCCCCCGGACCCGCCCAACGACUUUGGCAUCUUCAACAGCCUGUGGUUCUCACUCGGAGCCUUCAUGCAGCAAGGAUGCGAUAUCUCGCCAAGGUCACUCUCCGGUCGUAUUGUGGGCGGAGUCUGGUGGUUUUUCACCCUCAUCAUCAUCUCGUCCUACACGGCUAACCUGGCUGCAUUUCUUACUGUGGAGAGGAUGGUGUCUCCUAUAGAGAGCGCAGAAGAUUUGGCCAAACAGACGGAGAUAGCGUACGGCACGCUGGACUCAGGGUCGACCAAAGAGUUCUUCAGGCGCUCUAAGAUCGCAGUCUAUGAGAAGAUGUGGUCGUAUAUGAAGUCGGCCGAGCCGUCUGUGUUCGUGAAGACGACUCCGGAUGGCGUGGCUCGGGUCCGGAAGUCGAAGGGGAAGUUUGCCUUCUUGCUGGAGUCGACCAUGAACGAGUACAUCGAGCAGCGCAAGCCCUGCGACACCAUGAAGGUGGGAGGGAACCUGGACUCCAAGGGAUACGGAGUGGCCACGCCCAAAGGGUCGGCAUUAAGAAGUGCUGUGAACCUGGCUGUGCUAAAGCUGAAUGAACAGGGCCUUUUGGACAAGCUGAAAAACAAAUGGUGGUACGACAAAGGAGAGUGUGGCAGCGGAGGAGGGGACUCCAAGGAUAAGACGAGUGCGCUGAGCCUCAGUAACGUGGCGGGGGUCUUCUAUAUCCUGGUGGGCGGUCUGGGGCUGGCCAUGACCGUAGCGCUGGUGGAAUUCUGCUACAAAUCCCGGCAGGAGACCAAACGGCUCAAACUAGCUAAAAACGCUCAGAACUUCAAAGCUGCUCCUCCAGCAAACACACAGAGCUUCGCCACCUACAGAGAGGGUUACAACGUCUACGGAACCGAGAGCGUCAAAAUAUAACGUGCGAUGGACACCUGUCCCCACCCUGAUGAUGUCACUGAUGCAUGGGGGGACAAGAUUCUCAAAGACUUUGAACUUAACCGAACACGCCCCCUCCAGAUACUGGCCCCUCCUACCACUCUCCUGUCCCCACCAGACACCCCAACUCCAGGUCUGACCCCUCGCCCGGUUCUGCCGUAACCUUAGCGACUGCACUCUCGGACUUCUGUUGUCUCGCAGUGCCUUACGGAACAUCCAGCCACCGGGACACAAAAACAAACAACAUGCAAACACAAACAACAUGCAAAAAAACAAACACCAAAACAAACAUACAGCAUGCAAACAAACAAACAUGUAAACAACAUGCAAAAAAGCAAAAACCAAAACAAACAUACAGCAUGCAAACAAACAAACAUGUAAACAACAUGCAAAAAAACCAAUACACAAGCGACGCUGCUGCUGUCUGGACAUCAGCGCUCGCUCAGCACAGUGCUUCCCUCGGUUCCGCAGGACAUUCAGGCUCCGCUGGACUGCUGGGCUGGGCUCUGUAGCAACUCGUACCACCAGGGAUGUUAAGGUGCUUUCCUGGUCACUAGCAGGAGUGUCUCCACACAGCUGCAAUGCCGUUCCUACAGCACCGGUGAUCCACUCCAGAGAAUCCAGCUUCAUUCAAGUGAUUAAAGCUUGAGCAGGUCUGGUCCCCAGGUCCACUCUGGAGUUAUCUCGCCACUGUAGCUCAGCUUCCUGAGUUUUUCUGCCAUUCUAGAGCAGUUCGCUUCAAUCACAAAGUACUUCAGCCCUAUACCAGAGUAGUUUAGCUCCAGUCCAGAGCAGGUCAGCUUCAUUACAAAGCAGUUUGACCAAAGCAGGUUAGCUCUAUUCCAGAGUGGUUGAGCCCCAAACCAGAGUUGAUCAGCACCACAUCAUAUCCAUUUAGUCGCAUUUCCCUCUAUUCAUGAAUGGUUUUAGGUCGUCCCAUUCUGUUCCAGAAAAUUUCGGCACUAUUCCAAAGCAGUUCAACUCUUUUCCAGAGUGGCUCAGCCCUGUUCUAGAACAUUUCAACUUCGAGAGUGGUUUGGUUCUAUUCCAGAGCCUUUUACCCCUAUUCCAGAGUGGUUUAACUUAUUCCAGUAUGAUUCAGUCCCUUUCCCUUUUGCUUCUGCCCCUUAUGAAAAUGGAACAGGUCCACUCCAAAACUUCAGAUCAGUUUAACUGCAGUGCACUGAUCCACUCUAGAGCAGUUCAGCUUUACUCUAGAGUACACUGUAAAAAAUGUAAAAAAAAAAAAAAAUGCUAACAAGCAGUUUAACUAGUUUUAUGCAAGUUAAUCAAAUACUUUGAAACAAAGCAAAAUAAACAAAGCAAUAUUUUUCAUCAGUAAACACUUUAAAGUAACUUAUCUAUUUCACUUUGUAUGGUGUAGUAAAGCAACAUUCUAGAUAGUUAUAGUAGUUUAUGUUUCAGGAGGCCCACUCUAGAGCAGUUCAGGUCUGUUAUAGACGGCCACUCUAGAGUAGUUUAUGUGUGAUAUAGAGGUCCACUCUAGAGCGGUUCAGAUCCAAGUACUAAAACACAUUUUAGCUUUUCUCUCUGCUUUUGUCCUUUACAUAAUAAAAAAAUAUGACAAUACAACUGAAAAAGAGUCGUGUUCAAAUCACAGAUUUUAUACACUGUUAAAAAAGAUGGUUCUUCAAGAGUUCUUUAAUAAAGGAAAGGGUUCUGCAUAGAAUCAUAAACACCCAAAGAACCAUUGUCAUGAUUAAAUGUGUUUCAGUGUUUAUGGUUCUAUAUAGAACAAUGGAACCCUGGACAAACCAUCUUUUUAAGAGUGUAGCUGAAAAAAAAGAAGUGCUGUGUUUGUGUUAAAGAACAGGGAGAACAGAGAAUGUGGAACUCUAGUUUUAUAAUCACUGGGUAAUGAAUCUGUUCCAAUAUAUUUCUUUAGAAAUUUUAUAAAAGCUAUAUGUUUGUUUCUGAUUACUAAAACUGCAUGUGAGGUAAACAUUAGCAGCAGAUGAUCAUCCCUCCUUCUCCUCACCUCUCUUCGGUUCUCCUCAUCUCUCUUCGGUUCUCCUCAUCUCUCUUUGGUUCUCCUGGCUUGUGUAAGAAGAGCAGCUGAUCUCCUGCAUGAAUGCCUGUAACAUUAGUUUUAUUAUGUUUUAUGAAUAAAGAUAGGACUGAAAACCAA